This is a messenger RNA of Pelmatolapia mariae (spotted tilapia), 1378 nucleotides long. It is a transcript of the gene glrx2, whose product is annotated as glutaredoxin 2. Gene Ontology annotation, cellular component: mitochondrion. Bases 616 to 1260 code for a protein of 214 amino acids. The transcript is spliced from 5 exons. The record is from RefSeq and is a predicted model, not a curated record. Lineage: Eukaryota; Metazoa; Chordata; Actinopteri; Cichliformes; Cichlidae. Gene Ontology annotation, molecular function: protein-disulfide reductase activity.
AAAUAAUACUACAUGGGUGGACAACAUUGCCCGCUCCCAGGAGCUCAUAAUUCUUGUUAAUUCACUCCCGCAUGCUGCAUGCUUUACCGUCUGUCAUCAUAACCUCCCGUGCUUUAACAUGAAAUUAAUUUUAAAUGACUUUCUCAUUAACAAAUACACCUAUUCGCGGCCUCUUGAUUAAAAGGAUCCUUCUGAAAAAUUCGGCAUACGUAAUAUAAAUUAACUUUACAUUUUUGCUUUAAAUAUCAGUCUUUAUCCCCGGCGUGCCGGCUGUUAUCAGCGUUAGCAAACGCUACCUUUACGGUCUUAACUCGAUUAAGCGGUGGUAGCUAAGCAUAAGAAACGAUAAAAAAUGGCAUUAAAAGAUAUGCCGAUUAUAAAAGAAGGCGGUAACUUUUCAUUUAACAUACAGAGCCACGUUUUAUGGAGCGUUGUUAGUUUGUUAUUGCCGUGCCGCCGGCUCAGUGUUGCCAGAUCCUAAUGGUGUUUGGCGUGUCUUGCCCAGUGCCAAGGAGAAGCGAGUGCACUGCUAAUCCUGGAUUACCAAGCGCACGAACCUUACUGCAGUUUAAGACCAGCGGCACAAGUGAAUAUUAAAAUUGACCUACAGUAAACAUGGUUAUAAUCAGAGCAGCAGUUAUUCUUCAGUUAGAUCUUAUUUUGAUGGCACUGAUAUGUCCUCUCUUCGCCUCUUCCUUUGACAUCUUCAGCUUCUUCUAUGGACCUCUGCCUGCUUCUUGUGUAAUGGGGAAUUUAACCUCCUCCCAUCCAAGGGGUCUGUCCAGCACUGCCUGUUUACAGUACGUUCAGGAUGUGGUGUCACAGAACUGUGUCGUGAUAUUUUCCAAGACCACCUGCCCAUAUUGUAAAAUGGCCAAAAACGUCUUCAACGAAAUUGGCGCAACCUACAAAGUGAUCGAACUGGAUGAGCACAAUGACGGGCGGAGUCUGCAAGAGGCCCUAGCUCAGAUGACCGGUGCCAGGACGGUCCCAAGAGUCUUUGUCAAUGGCCACUGCAUUGGGGGCGGGUCUGACACCAAACAGCUCCAUCAGCAAGGAAAGCUGGUGCCUCUGAUCGAGCAGUGUGCUUCCUGCUGUGCUGCCACGGGCUCUGAAGGCUCAGUUGUCCUAUUGCUUUCUACCACCCCUAAGCAGUCGCGGGGGAUUGCUGCCCGUUCCUGGUUCUGCCAGAGGUUUCUUCCUGUUAAAAGGGGGUUUUUCCUUCCUACUGUCCCCAAGUACUUGCUCAAAGGGGGGUAAUUGAUUUUUGAGGUUUUCUCUGUAUUAUUGUAGGGUAUUUUCCUUAUAGUAGAAAGUGCCUUGAGGUGACUGCUCUUAUGAUUUUUGCUAUAUAAAUAAAACACAAUUGAACUGAAGU